AGAAAACGUAACACCGGAAAUAAAUGCAAGCUUUGCCUCGCUUAAGCGGGUGAUUGCGUUGAAAGUGGAAACAUCUCAACGGUCAGAAGUUGUUUUUGCUGUCUCUGAAUAAGUGUUUCGAUUAAGGGACUGUUUCUUCACGGUUUUAACUCUGGGUGUAUGACCACUGAGGUGGAGCUUGAUCUGAGGAGGAGGUUCUGUUCACAUGAUCAUUCAGAAUGAGAACUGUUCUGAUGGUAGCAGAGAAACCUUCCUUGGCCCAAUCCAUCGCCAAAAUCCUCUCCAAAGGAAGCUGUACGAGUCGGAAAGGACUGAAUGGAGCGUGCUCAGUGCACGAAUACAGUGGCAGCUUUCAAGGCCAGACGGUCCGCUUUAAGAUGACAUCUGUUUGUGGCCAUGUGAUGACUCUGGAUUUUAUUGGAAAAUACAACAACUGGGACAAGGUGGACCCCGCAGAGCUGUUUAGUAAGGCUCCAACAGAAAAGAAGGAGGCCAAUCCCAAACUCAACAUGGUGAAGUUUCUCCAGGUUGAAGCCAGAGGCUGUGACUAUGUGGUUUUAUGGUUGGACUGUGAUAAAGAAGGCGAAAACAUCUGUUUUGAGGUUCUGGAUGCCAUCCAGCCAGUGAUAAAUAAGGGCAGUGUCAGGGAUCAAAGCGUGUUCCGUGCCAAAUUCAGUUCCAUAACCGACACCGACAUCUGGAACGCCAUGAAGCAGCUGGGAGAACCCAACAGGAACGAAGCGCUAUCGGUGGAUGCCCGUCAGGAGUUGGACCUACGAAUUGGCUGUGCCUUCACACGGUUCCAGACCAAGUAUUUCCAGGGCAAAUAUGGGAAUUUAGACUCCUCCCUAAUCUCUUUUGGACCAUGUCAGACCCCAACACUUGGUUUCUGUGUCGAGCGCCAUGAUAAAAUCCAAUCCUUUAAACCUGAAACAUUCUGGGUCCUCCAUGCAAAGGUGUUCAAAGGAAAGGACACCCCCCUGACUCUGGACUGGAACAGGGUAAGGGUCUUUGACAGAGAGGUGGGGCAGAUGUUUGUCAACCUGGCCAAGACUUCCAAGAAGGCCCAGGUGGAGUCAGUGAGUAAAAAAGAGAAAGCCAAACAAAGGCCCCAGGCCUUGAAUACUGUGGAGAUGCUGAGAGUGGCCAGCUCUUCCUUAGGUAUGGGUCCCCAACAUACCAUGCAGAUUGCAGAGCGCCUAUAUACGCAGGGCUACAUCAGCUACCCCCGUACUGAGACAACCCACUACCCCGAGAACUUUGACCUGAAGGGAGCCCUGAAGCAGCAGAUCAACAACCCCGUGUGGGCAGAAGAGGUAAAAGCACUUCUUUCCACUGGCAUAAACCGGCCCAGGAAGGGAAGUGAUGCAGGAGACCAUCCUCCCAUUACUCCUAUGCAUUCUGCGUCAGAGGGGGAACUGGGGAGUGAUGGCUGGCGGCUGUACGAAUACAUCACACGACAUUUCAUCGCCACUAUCAGUCAGGACUGCAAGUAUCUACAAACCACAAUAGACUUCAGGAUUGCCACAGAGGGCUUCUCGUGUAGCGGGAAAACUCUCAUAUCAGCAGGUUACACAACAGUGAUGCCAUGGCAGGGCAUUCCUCUGGAGGAAGCGCUCCCCGCCUGCGAACGUGGCGACACUUUUACAGUGGAAGAGAUCAAGCUGGUGGAGCGGCAGACGAGCCCUCCUGACUACCUGACAGAGGCAGAACUCAUCACACUCAUGGAGAAACACGGCAUCGGUACUGAUGCCAGCAUCCCUGUUCACAUCAAUAACAUUUGUCAGAGAAACUAUGUGACCGUAGAGAAUGGGCGCAGACUGAAACCCACCAACCUGGGCAUCGUCUUGGUACAUGGCUACUAUAAAAUAGAUGCAGAGCUGGUGCUCCCUACCAUCCGCAGCGCUGUGGAGAAGCAGCUCAACCUUAUUUCUCAAGGGAAAGCAAACUUCCAGCAAGUGCUGCAGCACACACUGGACAUCUUCAAGAGGAAGUUUCACUACUUUGUUGAUUCCAUCACCAGCAUGGAUGAGCUGAUGGAGGUCUCCUUCUCCCCUAUUGCUGCAACUGGAAAGCCCCUCUCUCGCUGUGGCAAAUGCCACCGUUUCAUGAAGUACAUCCAGGCCAAGCCGAGCCGGCUCCACUGCUCCCACUGUGACGAGACAUACAGUCUCCCCCAGAAUGGAGCCAUUAAGCUGUACAAGGAGCUCCGCUGUCCAUUGGAUGACUUUGAGCUUGUGCUGUGGACAUCUGGGGCCCGAGGCAAGAGCUACCCGCUGUGUCCCUACUGUUUCAGCCAUCCUCCUUUCAGGGACAUGAAGAAAGGUAUGGGAUGUAAUGAAUGCACCCAUCCAUCCUGUCAGCAUUCGCUCAACUCUCAGGGCAUUGGUCAGUGUGUGGAGUGUGACUGCGGCGUUUUGGUCCUCGAUGCCACAUCUGGCCCAAAAUGGCGAAUGGCUUGCAACAAAUGCAAUGUCGUGGUGCACUUCUUUGAACAUGCACACAAAGUACAGGUGACUCAGGAGAGCUGUGAUGCUUGUGAUGCCUCCCUGGUUGCUGUGGACUUCAAUAAGGCCCGCACUCCACUUCCUGAUAGUGAGACCCAGCACACUGGCUGCGUUUUCUGUGAUCAUGUCUUCCAAGAUGUGGUGGAGCUCAAACAUGCCACCAUGAGGCACGCCAUGUACCGAAGUGGAGGAGCAAGAAGAGGAGGCAGGGGACGAGGCAGGGGACGUCGUGGAAUUCCUAAAAAACCCAAAGAUAAAAUGGCAGCACUGGCAGCAUACUUUGUUUAGUGUUAAUGCAGUAUAUCUAGGUUCUUUUACCCAAGUGUAGAUUACCAACCUGUAGGCCAGUUUUUUGUGGAAUCAACAUUAAAGAUCUAAUAAAACAAAGUUAACCAUG
This is a messenger RNA of Fundulus heteroclitus (mummichog), 2904 nucleotides long. RefSeq names its product DNA topoisomerase III beta (gene top3b). The record is from RefSeq and is a predicted model, not a curated record. Gene Ontology annotation, molecular function: DNA binding; DNA topoisomerase type I (single strand cut, ATP-independent) activity. NCBI's taxonomy places the organism in Eukaryota, Metazoa, Chordata, Actinopteri, Cyprinodontiformes, Fundulidae. The transcript is spliced from 17 exons. Gene Ontology annotation, biological process: DNA topological change. Gene Ontology annotation, cellular component: nucleus. The coding region runs from base 219 to 2795 and encodes 858 amino acids.